Rangifer tarandus platyrhynchus (Svalbard reindeer) is the source of this 1197-nucleotide messenger RNA. The record is from the annotation of a GenBank genome assembly. NCBI's taxonomy places the organism in Eukaryota, Metazoa, Chordata, Mammalia, Artiodactyla, Cervidae.
AUGCUUGGCAGGUCUGGGUACCGGGCGCUGCCUUUGGGGGACUUUGACCGUUUCCAGCAGUCGAACUUCGGCUUCCUGGGCUCGCAGAAGGGCUGCUUGUCCCCGGAGCCGGGCGGCGUGGGGCCGGGGGCCGAUGCACCUCAGAGCUGGCCCUCCUGCUUCUGUCAUGGCCUCAUCAGUUUCCUGGGGUUCUUGCUGCUGCUGAUCACCUUCCCCAUUUCUGGUUGGUUUGCCCUGAAGAUUGUGCCCACCUAUGAGCGCAUGAUCGUGUUUCGACUGGGCCGGAUCCGCACCCCUCAAGGACCUGGUAUGGUUCUCCUCCUGCCCUUCAUCGACUCUUUUCAGAGGGUAGAUCUGAGGACACGAGCCUUCAAUGUUCCUCCCUGCAAGUUGGCCUCUAAGGAUGGGGCAGUGCUAUCCGUGGGGGCUGAUGUCCAGUUCCGCAUCUGGGACCCGGUACUGUCGGUGAUGACAGUGAAGGACCUGAACACGGCCACACGCAUGACCGCCCAGAACGCCAUGACCAAGGCCCUGCUCAGGAGGCCCCUGCGAGAGAUCCAGAUGGAGACGCUCAAGAUCAGCGACCAGCUCCUGCUGGAGAUCAACGAUGUGACCAGGGCCUGGGGGCUGGAGGUGGACCGCGUGGAGCUGGCAGUGGAGGCCGUGCUCCAGCCACCCCAGGACAGCCCAGCGGGGCCCAGCCUAGAUAGCUCCCUGCAGCAGCUGGCCCUCCACCUCCUGGGAAGCAGUGUCACUUCAGGGGCAGGAGCUGCCCGGCUCCCUGGACCAGCAGAUACCUUGGAGAUGGUGAGCGAGGUUGAGCCGUCUGCCCCUCAUGGGGGUGCCAGGUCCAGCCCCAAGCAGCCUGUGGCUGAGGGGCUGCUGACGGCUCUGAAGCCCUUCCUGUCGGAGGCCCUGGUCAGCCAGGUCGGGGCCUGCUACCAGUUCAACGUUGUCCUGCCCAGCGGCCCCCAGAACAUCUACUUCCUGGAUCUCACUGCAGGGCAAGGGAGGGUGGGACGCGGAGUGCCUGAUGUCAUCCCUGACGUGGUGGUGGAGCUGUCCGAGGAGGACCUGCAGGCCCUGUUGUGCAGGGAGCUUCGGCCCCUGGGGGCCUACAUGAGUGGGCGGUUGAAGGUGAAGGGUGACCUGGCCGUGGCCAUGAAGCUGGAGGCUGUCCUCAGGGCCUUGAAGUAG